Nerophis lumbriciformis (worm pipefish) is the source of this 2458-nucleotide messenger RNA. RefSeq names its product plakophilin 2 (gene pkp2). Gene Ontology annotation, cellular component: cytoplasm; nucleus; intercalated disc. NCBI's taxonomy places the organism in Eukaryota, Metazoa, Chordata, Actinopteri, Syngnathiformes, Syngnathidae. The record is from RefSeq and is a predicted model, not a curated record. Gene Ontology annotation, molecular function: protein binding. Gene Ontology annotation, biological process: protein localization to plasma membrane; intermediate filament bundle assembly; desmosome organization.
GUGUGUUUGGCCCCGCCCAUCAUUUCGUCAUGAGUGUUCGGGAAGCUAAACAGGACUAAACUUCAUCCAGAAAUGGCGUCGGUGUAAAAAGUUUGACGGAGCAUGGAUGACUUGUUCUUUAAAUCGGUGAUACCGGUGCUCGACUACCACCGGCUGGACACCGACACCAGUCUGGCUCUUCCGGGCGAGCCCAGGCUUCAAUCUUCGGCCAAACUUCCCAGCAAUGAUCGGAGUAUGAGGGUCCAGCAGCAGGUUCAACUCACUCUUCUUGCACGGAAGGCAAGAAAAAAUCAAUCUUUUGGCAGCGUUCACUCGGUCAGGACCCUUGACACCAUCGAUGGAUUCUGGCCUAACUCCACAGUAAACAGCUGCUCUCUCGUAUGCACUGAGCAUGUGCGGCAGCCUUCCAGAAGGGUGGAGGUGUCCCCCCCGGCGACUCCCGGAACGCCCAAGCGCCAUUUUGUUUUCAAUGGUGGCCGCUUUGCCACGACGUGCAGUAUGCCAGGUCGCAGCGCCUCACACAGGAACUGCUCCCUGCUCGGCCGCCCGCUGGGCUCACAUCAACGCUGCGCCCUCUCUGAGGUCCCUAGAUGGGCGCCGCGUCACGCCUCCACGCCCUCUAACCAGAGCCCUCGUGACCAGGCUGAGGCGUGGUUCCGUGGGUUGGAGGAUUCCGUCUUCCAUAAAGGGGGCGAUGAAGCAAUGACGAGGCGGGAGAAGCGUGACAGACUGAACUCUAACCCACCUGUGGCCAUGCAGAUGCAUGCCGGGUGGACGGCGGGGGCCGAGGUCCCCCUACACCAGAUUCAAAGCGACAACAUGAAGCCUCCAGAGAUGACGCUAGAGCGAGCCGUCAACCUGCUGACUCGGCAGGACGAGGACACGCUGAUAGAGGCCGCCGCCCACAUCCAGUCUCAAUGCUUGAAGAGCCCCGAUGCCAGGAGGAUGGUCUUUUUCCUGCGCGGCAUCAAAAAGUUGCUGCGCCUCCUCCACAGCGACGACGAGGAGGUGCAAGGCGCCGCCGCCGGGGCUCUGCGUAACGUUGUCUACCAGAGCAACGAGAACAAGAUGGAGGUGAAGGACAAUGCUGGCGUGGCUGCAGUUUUGCGUGUGCUGAAGAGCAGCCGGGACACGGAAACAAGACGACAGCUGGCCGGCCUCCUUUGGAACCUGUCCUCUCACGACGUCCUGAAGGAAAGCCUCACCAGGGAGUCCUUGUCGGUCCUCACGCAGUCCAUCCUCGUGCCGACGUCAGGCAUUUCUGAAGGGGAGAACCCCAAAGACGAGCUCCUGGCGGACGAGGAAGUCUUUCACAACGCCACCGCCUGCCUCAGAAACCUUAGCUCCUGUGGUCCAGAAGGAAGAAAAACCAUGAGGGAGUGUGAGAACCUCAUUGACUCGCUGGUCUACUACACCCGAGGAAGCAUAUCUGACUACAAGAUGGAUGACAAGUCCACAGAGAACUGCGUCUGCAUCCUGCACAACUUGUCCUACCAGAUGGAGGCGGAGCUUCCUGACAAGUUCGCCAAGAACCUCCUGCAACCACAGCAACAGUUGGAGCCCAAAGCCAAGAAAGUGGGCUGCUUUGCUCAACGCAGCACCAAAACCACAGAGCAGGCCACACAUCAGCACACGCUCCUGGAGGAGAAGGCCAACCCGCACGGGAUGGAGUGGCUGUGGAGCUCCAUCACCAUCCGCAUGUACUUGUCGCUCGUCGUCCGUAGCGUGCGUCACUACACGCAGGAGGCGGCCAUCGGAGCCCUUCAGAACCUCACGGCCGGGAACGGAGCGGUGACUGAGGCGAUCGCCUACUCCAUCGUCCACAAGGAAAGCGGCCUCCAGCAUGUGAGAAAAGUGCUGCAGGAGGGCGAGCGGGACGUCAGGAGGACGGCCGUGUCGCUCAUCAAAAACUUGUCUCGCUUCUCCGAGCUGCACGCCGACAUUGUUAAGCAGGUGUUGCCAGAUGUGGUGGAGCUGCUGCCCAAUAACGACACAGGCAGAGACCUUCCCUCAGACGUGACGGCGUCCUUGUGUCACGUCCUCAACAACCUGAGCCAGAACAACGUGAACAAUGUCAGAGACAUGUUGAACCAGGGCGCCCUCCGCAAGAUCUGCAACAUCAGCAAGAAGGACAACGGUUAUGGACCAAGCAGAGCAGGUUUGGCUGCUUGUCUCCUGCUGCACACCAUGUGGAAGCAUACUGAUCUCCAUGGGACCUACAGGAAGUGUGGCUUCAGGAAAGCAGAUUUUAUUAACGCCAGGACGACAAAGGCUGUUAACUCCAUCCAGGACUGAAGACAAAACACCAGACAUCAUUUGUCUACCAAAACAAACCAUGAGUUUGAACAUUUGAUCACUUUUUAAGUGCGCUGAGGACAUUUAUAGUUUUCUAACAAUACUUUGUACUUUUAUGUUACCAUAGCAGUAGUUUGACAGGUAAAUAAGGACAUCAACAACA